This is a messenger RNA of Ambispora leptoticha, 450 nucleotides long. Lineage: Eukaryota; Fungi; Glomeromycota; Glomeromycetes; Archaeosporales; Ambisporaceae. The record is from the annotation of a GenBank genome assembly.
AUGGUUAAAACCAAUGCUCAAAUACGUAUUCUCAUUGAUGAGCAUAGAAAUAGAAAUGAAGAAUAUCAUAAUUUUGAAAGGAAUCGAAUUAGAUUUUGGGAUAGCAUCACAAUCAAAAUUAAUCAAGAACAUAAUACAAGCUUUAAUGGAUACCAAUGUAAAAAAAAGUUUAUGAAUCUUGUUCAGAAUUACAAUGGAAUCAAAGAGCAUGAAGAAGUCGAACAGAUAAUUGGAGGGAAUAAUAUAUCUGUACCAUCUAUUGGAGAAGUUGAACAUGAAUUAGGCCAAAUAUUGCCAGCAUCUCCAUCUCUAUUCCGUGAUAUAAUAAAUACUAAUACAAACAAUCCUGGUGUGGAAAAUCCUGAACAAAAUAUUGAUCAUGCUGGCUCUAUCAAAACAUCAUCUCUUCAACUAGCACCACCACCUUAUGAGGCCACAGAUGAAGUAUGA